AUGCCGCCGCCCCGGAGCCUCCCGCCGCCCCGGGGUGCCCCAGCAGCGGCUCCGCGCCCCUCACCCUGCGCCAGGCUCCGCCGGGCACCCGCCGCUUCCGGACACCCACCCGGAAGCGUCCUCGGGCAGCCGCGCGCGUUUCCGCCCCCCGGGGAAGCGCGACGGCGGCGCCGCUUUCCGCUUCCGGUCCGUGCCCUUGCCCGUCCGUGUCGCGGCGGGAUGUUGGCGGCGCGGGGGCUGUGGCGGGCCGCGCUGCGAGGCGAGCGCCCCGGGCCGGGCGGCAGCGGCGCUGGGCCGGGCGGCUGGCGGUGGUUGGGACUUGUGACGCGUCCGUUUCUCUCCGCAGCUGGCGCAGGCCCGGCGGCGGCGCAGGCCCGGCUGGCGGGGAGCUCCGCGGGCGAGACUCGCCCUACUGUCAGACCAAAAAAUGAAGUAGAACAGAAGCAGCUGUGUGCCUUUGGGGAAUAUGUGGCUGAGAUUCUGCCCAAGUAUAUCCAGCAAGUACAGGUGACCUGUUUCAAUGAGCUGGAACUUUUGAUCCACCCAGAUGGGAUCAUUCCAGUUCUGACCUUCCUACGGGAUCACACUAAUGCCCAGUUCAAAUCCUUGGCUGACUUGACUGCUGUUGAUGUCCCAUCUCGGCAGUACCGCUUUGAGAUUGUGUACAAUCUCCUGUCUCUGCGGUUCAACAGUCGGAUCCGUGUGAAGACGUACACUGAUGAGCUGACGCCUGUUGACUCAGCAGUGUCUGUGCACAAGGCAGCAAACUGGUAUGAAAGAGAGGUUUGGGACAUGUACGGUGUUUUCUUUGCCAACCACCCUGAUCUAAGGCGAAUCCUCACAGACUAUGGGUUUGAGGGCCAUCCCUUCCGGAAGGACUUUCCACUCUCUGGUUAUGUGGAGGUGCGGUAUGAUGAUGAAGUGAAACGGGUAGUGGCAGAGCCUGUGGAGCUAUCUCAGGAAUUUCGCAAGUUUGAUCUGAAUAGUCCUUGGGAGGCAUUUCCUGCAUAUCGUGCAGCUCCAGAACCCCUAAAAAUAGAAGCAGGAGCCAAGAAAGAAGAUGCAAAAUAACAGCAGAAUGGAGCAGAUGCACAGCACUGUCAUUUCUGUUCUGACAUAGUAUUUAUAAUAUUAAAAAUUGAUACAAUA
Columba livia (rock pigeon) is the source of this 1149-nucleotide messenger RNA. It is a transcript of the gene NDUFS3, whose product is annotated as NADH:ubiquinone oxidoreductase core subunit S3. Gene Ontology annotation, molecular function: NADH dehydrogenase (ubiquinone) activity. Lineage: Eukaryota; Metazoa; Chordata; Aves; Columbiformes; Columbidae. The transcript has 6 exons. Bases 1 to 1071 code for a protein of 356 amino acids. The record is from RefSeq and is a predicted model, not a curated record.